AUGUUCGUGCGCUGGCUGCGGCCAGCAGUGGACUUCUUUGACCACCUCCUCCCGCGCUCUGACGCACCCAUGCGUCCUCCAGCGCUUCCUGUCGUCGCGUUCGCCGUAAUGGCGACGGAAGCGGAGAAAUCGGCGGUGAACCAAGGUCACACCGCCGAGAGCGCGCUAGCUCCGCCUCCUGCUACCGUGGCCGCUGCCACUGGUGCCCCGUCUGUUCCUCCUGCUCCCCCUGCCGCUGCUGCGAUGUCAACGGUCCCUGUCCUUUUGGCGCCUGCUUCCCCGCCGAGCUUCCCCCUUCCUCACGACGUGCCUGCGUCUGGCGCGUCGGCUCCUGUUGCGCCGCAACCGCUUGCGGCACCGCUGCGCGUUCAAUCUGCCGCCGAUGGCCUUGCGCAGGGGACAGCGGCGGGCGUCGGCCCCGAUUCUGCACGCUUGGUGGCCCCCGCGAUUGCGCCAGAGCAGCCCAUCACGCAACAACGCACAGAGUCGCAGAGCCGCGGUCCCGCGGGAGGCAACGCGGCAGCGCAUCGAGGGCGAGGUUCUCCUCGGCGUCGCCCCUCUCCAUCGUACCGGUCUGCACAUCGUGGAGGCCGCGGUGGUUGGUAG
Messenger RNA from Closterium sp. Yama58-4, 606 nucleotides. NCBI's taxonomy places the organism in Eukaryota, Viridiplantae, Streptophyta, Zygnematophyceae, Desmidiales, Closteriaceae. The record is from the annotation of a GenBank genome assembly.